GGUCGGACACCACUUUCAUAUGCGGGAUGGCAAACGAGGAGGUUGUUCGGCUGCUACUCUCAAGGGAAGAUGUUGUGCUGGGCCCGCUUGAAUUCGACAUCUGUAUGGCACUUAUAUUCCGGUACUACCCUUAUCUGAGGGGAUUAGCGCACUUGUUCCUCGCACGGUGGACAUCGGUAAACUUCCGUGUUAGCUGCAAGGAUAAAACACCCUUGUCUCUGGCGGCCUGGUAUGGCGACGAAAAGUCAGUGAAAUUAUUAUUGGCUUGCCACGAUAUCGACGUGAACGCGAUCCCAGAGUGGAGUAGUAUACCACCACUAUGGGCUGCAGCUGAUCGGGCAUUUUGCGGACAUAAUCUAGUUUCACCCGUUGGCUCUUCCAUAAACCAAGACAUCAGCGUGGUUGUUGGUGAUAAUCAACAGUAAGCACACUUAGUGAUGGGGGCUCUAG
Messenger RNA from Serpula lacrymans var. lacrymans S7.9, 450 nucleotides. RefSeq lists its product as uncharacterized. The record is from RefSeq and is a predicted model, not a curated record. The annotation marks the transcript as partial. The transcript has a single exon. Gene Ontology annotation, molecular function: protein binding. Lineage: Eukaryota; Fungi; Basidiomycota; Agaricomycetes; Boletales; Serpulaceae.